This is a messenger RNA of Colletotrichum navitas, 2224 nucleotides long. Its product is annotated as 6-phosphogluconate dehydrogenase. Gene Ontology annotation, cellular component: cytosol. Gene Ontology annotation, biological process: pentose-phosphate shunt; pentose-phosphate shunt, oxidative branch. Gene Ontology annotation, molecular function: NADP binding; phosphogluconate dehydrogenase (decarboxylating) activity. Bases 397 to 1854 code for a protein of 485 amino acids. The transcript has 5 exons. The record is from RefSeq and is a predicted model, not a curated record. Lineage: Eukaryota; Fungi; Ascomycota; Sordariomycetes; Glomerellales; Glomerellaceae.
UCUUUCAUCAUGUCUGGACCUGUGUAAGUAGUUUUCGUCAGCUUUCAACCCCUCUCUUCGCCCCAAAGCCAAUUACCCCACCACCCCGCUAUCGGCCUCCAAUGCUCACGGCGUUGACUACGAUGACUGCCAAAUCGCGCAAGUCGGUGUCCGUCAUGAUGUUCCGGCCCUAGUGCGGGCUCACGGGAGGUGGCAGUGGACGUUGGCCUCCAGCUACUUGCUCCUCCUGUUUGACCUGGACACAGUAAUGUACUCAUGCAAUGCAGCGCUCGUCUGGCCAACAUUGUGGCUGGCGUUGUGCCUGCUCCGAGGUCCCGUUCCGUUUUUUUUUCGCAACUGAAUACUACUACCUGCUGCUUCUGAGCAUUGAAGCUGACGAUUUACCACAGCGCUGAUAUGGGCCUCAUCGGCCUGGCCGUCAUGGGUCAGAACAUUAUCCUGAACGCUGCCGACCACGGUUUCACCAUCGCUGCCUUCAACCGUACUGUCUCGAAGGUCGACAAGUUCCUCGCCAACGAGGCCAAGGGCAAGUCCAUUGUCGGUGCUCACUCCAUUGAGGAGUUUGUUUCCAAGCUCAAGAGCCCCCGCCGUGUCAUGCUGCUCGUCCAGGCCGGCAAGGCCGUCGAUGACUACAUUGAGACCCUCAUCCCCCUUCUCGAGCAGGGCGACAUCAUCAUUGAUGGUGGUAACUCUCACUUCCCUGACUCCAACCGCCGCACCAAGUACUGCGCCUCCAAGGGAAUCCGCUUCGUCGGCUCCGGUGUCUCCGGUGGCGAGGAGGGUGCCCGCUAUGGCCCCUCUUUGAUGCCCGGCGGCAACGAAGAGGCUUGGCCUUACCUCAAGGACCUCUUCCAGUCCAUCAGUGCCAAGAGCGAUGACGAACCCUGCUGCGACUGGGUUGGUGAUGAGGGUGCUGGCCACUACGUCAAGAUGGUCCACAACGGUAUCGAGUACGGUGACAUGCAGCUCAUCUGCGAGGCCUACGACAUCAUGAAGCGUGGUCUCGGCCUCUCCAGCAAGGAGAUCGGUGAUGUCUUCGCCAAGUGGAACAAGGGUGUCUUGGACUCUUUCCUGAUUGAGAUUACCCGUGACAUCAUGUACUUCAACGACGACGACGGCGUCGCCCUUGUCGAGAAGAUUCUCGACAAGGCUGGCCAGAAGGGUACCGGCAAGUGGACUGCGGUCAACGCUCUUGACCUUGGCAUGCCCGUCACCCUCAUUGCCGAGGCUGUCCUCUCUCGCUGUCUGUCCGCCAUCAAGGAGGAGCGCACCAAGGCUUCUACCCUCCUUUCCUACGUUGGUCGCAACAACAAGUUCGAGGGCAACAAGGAGCAGUUCAUCGACGACCUCGAGCAGGCUCUUUACGCCUCCAAAAUCGUCUCCUACGCCCAGGGUUUCAUGCUCAUGCAGGAGGCCGCUAAGGAGUAUGGUUGGAAGCUGAACAAGCCCUCCAUCGCCCUCAUGUGGCGCGGUGGUUGCAUCAUCCGCUCCGUCUUCCUCAAGGACAUCACCAACGCCUACCGCAACAACCCUGACCUCGAGAACCUCCUCUUCGACGACUUCUUCAACAAGGCCAUCCACACUGCUCAGCCUGGUUGGAGAGACGUCGUCUCCAAGGCCGCUCUUCUUGGCAUCCCAACUCCGGCCUUUUCCACUGCCCUCUCCUGGUUCGACGGCUACCGCACCAAGAACCUGCCCGCCAACCUCCUUCAGGCUCAGCGUGACUACUUCGGUGCUCACACAUUCCAAUUCCAGGAGGAUGCGGUGUCCAAAUACAAGCAGGGAAAUUCCAGUGUCCACGUAAACUGGACUGGCCGCGGAGGCAACGUUUCUGCUUCUAACUACAACGCAUAAAAGAUUUCUGGAUGGGUUACGAGUAGAUUUAGGAAAGGGCACGCUAUGAUAUCUGGUAUAAUGGUGCCAAGGGAAUGAAACCAAACGAUUCCACGUAAUUUCCAAAGGAAAAAAAAAAGAUAAACACAGCAUUCAUUACCUGCAGAUGUGACUUUUGCACUAAAGUUAUGAAUACCAAAUGUUGAUGUUUGCCCCUGGUGUCAGCUAACCCUAUGUCGAAUCGCGCCACUUGUUUCGGUGUCGGGACAGGAUGAGACAGAAUUGAGAACUAUAUAUGUGCUUGCCAUAACCUUUCCAUAACGUCUAGGUUGGCAUGAUUUCUGUUCUUGCUGGUAUCCUCAGCGCACCGCUCAGGUCACCACCUACCUAG